GAGAAACCCAAUCACGGACUCGUGUAGUGCUUUAUCCACUAGUGCACUAUCCCCCACCAGUAUAUGUAUAGACACAUUAGAUUCUCCCCGUUGGCAUCCUCUGUAGCGCGCGCCAUUGCUCGCGGUCUCGUUUUCUUCCUCUCCUUUUUCGUGCAAUCGCCCAUUAGCAAUCACGGGCUGCUAUAAAACAAACUGCCUUCCCCUGUUCCACCACCGCAUUCCCCCCUUAUAUAACCCCGCGAAAUCGCUCGCCCUCUUCCCCGUGUGCGCAAGCCACUGAAUUCGUUUAGGGGAGUUGCUUUUUUGGGAGGUCCCCCGCCCACACAGCAUGACCUCUGCCCAGAACAGAGCGCCGACGGUGUGCUCUGUUUUGCUCUGCCUCUGCUGCAUUCAUGCGUUCUGGUGCGCCGUCUUCGGCGUCCGGUUCGUCGCGGGCCAGUCGCCCAAGCCGGUCUUCGCUUGCGACGUGGACGGGGACCCGAGUCUCGCCGCCUUCGGGUUCUGCAACGCGUCGUUGGGGGUCGAGGCGCGGGUGGCGGACCUGGUGAAGCGGCUGACUCUGCAGGAGAAGAUCGGGUUCUUGGUGAACGACGCGGGCAAUGUGGACAGCCUGGGGAUCCCCAAGUACGAGUGGUGGUCGGAGGCGCUGCACGGGGUGUCGUACGUCGGGCCCGGGACCAAGUUCUCGAGCCUCGUCCCAGGGGCGACCAGCUUCCCUCAGGUCAUCCUGACGGCGGCCUCGUUCAACGCCACCCUGUUCGAGACCAUUGGGAAGGUGGUUUCGACAGAAGCCCGGGCGAUGCACAACGUCGGGCUGGCUGGAUUAACAUUUUGGUCCCCGAACGUCAACAUAUUCAGGGACCCGAGAUGGGGACGGGGCCAGGAAACGCCGGGGGAAGAUCCGCUGCUCUCGAGCAAGUACGCGUCGGGUUAUGUCAGAGGCCUACAACAGAGCGACGAUGGAAAUGCGGACCGGCUUAAAGUUGCUGCCUGCUGCAAACAUUAUACAGCGUAUGACAUCGAUAACUGGAAAGGUGUCGAUCGGUACCACUUCAACGCUGUGGUAACGCAACAAGAUUUAGAUGAUACGUUUCAACCGCCGUUCAAGAGUUGUGUCCUCGACGGCAAUGUCGCGAGUGUGAUGUGCUCCUACAACCAGGUUAAUGGUAUUCCAAUGUGUGCAGACCCAAACCUUCUCGCCGGGAUCGUCCGAGGAGAAUGGAAAUUAAACGGAUAUAUCGUUUCGGAUUGCGAUUCAGUGGACGUGUUCUACAAUUCCCAGCACUAUACUAAAACGCCAGAAGAGGCUGCAGCUAAGGCCAUUUUGGCAGGGUUGGAUCUCAAUUGCGGAUCUUUCCUAGGCCAACACACUGAAGCGGCGGUGAAAGGUGGACUGUUGAAUGAAUCGGCGGUCGACAAGGCCAUCUCUAACAAUUUUGCCACGCUGAUGAGGCUCGGCUUCUUCGAUGGGGAUCCAAGGAAGCAGUUGUAUGGAAAGCUUGGCCCGGACGACGUGUGCACACCGAGCAACCAGGAGCUCGCCCGGGAAGCCGCGAGGCAAGGGAUUGUGUUGCUUAAGAACACGGCAGGAUCAUUGCCCCUGUCCUCGACCGCCAUAAAGUCCUUGGCAGUGAUCGGACCCAAUGCCAAUGUCACGAAAACCAUGAUCGGGAACUACGAAGGCACUCCUUGCAAGUACGUGACACCUUUGCAAGGCCUAGCAGCUGUCGUUUCGACAACGUAUGUGGCCGGCUGUGCGGACGUAGGAUGCGGCACGGCCCAGACAGAUGACGCGAAGAAAGCCGCGGCCUCGGCGGAUGCAACGGUGCUCGUGAUGGGCGCCGACCAGUCGAUCGAGAGGGAGGGUUUCGACCGGGUCGACCUCCACCUUCCAGGCCAGCAGUCGCUGUUGGUCUCGGAAGUGGCGAAUGUGUCGAAGGGGCCUGUGAUCCUCGUGAUCAUGUCGGGGGGAGGGAUGGACGUGUCGUUCGCCAAGGACAACGACAAGAUCACAAGCAUUUUGUGGGUCGGUUACCCCGGCGAAGCCGGCGGCGCAGCGAUGGCGGACGUGAUUUUCGGGAACCAUAAUCCUAGUGGAAGAUUGCCAAUGACAUGGUAUCCGCAGUCGUACGCCGACGCCGUCCCAAUGACGAACAUGAACAUGAGGCCCGACCCCGCCACGGGCUACCCGGGCAGGACAUACCGCUUCUACACCGGGCCGACCGUGUACGCAUUCGGGGACGGGCUGAGCUACUCCAAAUUCAGCCACCGUCUAGUCCAAGCGCCCCAGCUUGUGUCCAUGCCCUUAGAGGAAGGCCACGUUUGCCACUCGUCGGCAUGCGAAUCCUUGGACGCCACGGGCGAGACGUGCGCGAAUUCGACCUUCGACGUGCACCUGAGAGUCAAGAACGUUGGAAGCUUCAGCGGGAGCCACACGGUGUUCUUGUUCAGCAGCCCUCCAUCGGUGCACAGGUCGCCUCAGAAGCACCUGCUGGGCUUCGAGAAGGUGUUCUUGGCCUCAAAAAGUGAGGCACAGGUGCAGUUCAGGGUCGACGUUUGCAAGGAUCUGAGCGUGGUUGACGAGGUCGGCCGCCGGAAGGUCGCCUUGGGGGCGCACGUCCUCCACGUCGGGGACUUGAAGCAUGGGUUGAGCGUGCGGAUUUGACCGCCCGGCUCUCCCCGAACCCGCGACGAAAUUCUUAAGCUCUCGCCGAUUUACGGUGCUACAUUGCCGAAUGACUCGGAAAUCAAAGUGAUAAAAGUUUGGGAGAUGCUCACAAGAAGUCUCUCAACCAAUUCUCAUGUAUCCAAAUUGUUCAAAAAGCAAAUGGAUGUUUUUACU
Rhodamnia argentea is the source of this 2842-nucleotide messenger RNA. RefSeq names its product beta-xylosidase/alpha-L-arabinofuranosidase 2-like. NCBI's taxonomy places the organism in Eukaryota, Viridiplantae, Streptophyta, Magnoliopsida, Myrtales, Myrtaceae. The coding region runs from base 329 to 2665 and encodes 778 amino acids. Gene Ontology annotation, molecular function: xylan 1,4-beta-xylosidase activity; alpha-L-arabinofuranosidase activity. Gene Ontology annotation, biological process: xylan catabolic process; arabinan catabolic process. The record is from RefSeq and is a predicted model, not a curated record. Gene Ontology annotation, cellular component: plant-type cell wall. The transcript is spliced from 7 exons.